UAGCAAAUUAAGGGAUGUAUUCAUUUGCAGGAAACUAAAAUUCUCUCAUAAAUGAAAAUUGAUGCGGCGGUAUAAACAGAAAGAAAGAGACAUUUGUAGCCACCUGGAUGGCUGGAUUUCGAUUUUAUGCCGUUCUGAUAAAUAAAUAAAACCCAUUUUCAUUUUCUUGAAUUUUAUAUUGCGCAACGGAAUUCAGGGUUCUGAUCUUUAAAUUUUUUCGUAUUAUUCAUUAUUUUACUCACGUGAAGUCGUGAACACAUGCAAAGAAACCCAAAGAAGGUUUCUUCUUUCUCCGGACUCUCGAAAAUCUCUGUUCCACUUCAUCGUACAGAAUAUUAUUUCUUUCUUGUAUGUCGAGUUUGAUAAUUUCUUCUCCAAUCUGCUGACACGUAAGUAAAAGGUGAUCGGUUUUUCACCCAGUUUCUUUAAAAAACAGAUUUUUAUAAGAAAGAACGCACUUUCACAAUGCAGGGGUGGGUUUGAUCCGAGGAACUCGAUAUUUUCAUUUCAUAAAUCCCACUCUUUGAAUGGGGGGAUUUUCUGACAAUGUACGUGGACUGCUUUUAGCUCUGUCGUCUAGCAUUUUUAUUGGAUCGAGCUUCAUUAUUAAGAAAAAGGGUCUUAUGAGGGCUGGUGCAACUGGAAAACGCGCUGGCUCCGGAGGCCACUCUUACUUGCUUGAACCUUGGUGGUGGGCUGGGAUGAUAACCAUGAUAAUAGGUGAGGGUGCAAAUUUUGCUGCGUAUGCAUAUGCUCCAGCCAUUCUUGUGACUCCAUUGGGAGCUUUAAGUAUCAUCUUCAGUGCAGUGCUAGCCCAUUUCAUAUUGGGUGAAAGAUUACAUAUGUUUGGUGUGGUUGGGUGUAUCCUCUGCUUGGUGGGGUCUGUCAGUAUAGUUUUGCAUGCUCCUUUAGAAAGGAAAAUCGACUCUGUCAAGGAGGUUUGGAACCAAGCAACUCAGCCAGGAUUUAUAAUCUACACUGUCAUGGUUAUAGUUCUGGUUGUAGUGCUAGUUUUUCGUUACGUGCCACGCUACGGACAAACACAUAUGGUUGUCUACAUUGGAAUCUGUUCCCUCACUGGCUCACUAACGGUUAUGUGUGUGAAAGCGGUUGGAACGGCUCUGAAGCUCUCAUUUGAAGGAAUGAAUCAAUUUAAAUACUUCCAGACAUGGUUCUUCACUAUAUGUGUCAUCAUGUGUUGCCUUCUUCAGCUCAACUAUCUGAACAAGGCGCUGGACACAUUCAACACAGCAGUGGUGUCGCCGGUGUACUAUGUCAUGUUCACAACGCUCACGAUUGUAGCUAGCGUCAUCAUGUUCAAGGUACUGAUGAAGAGUGAUGAGUGAUGCAUGAUGAUGAUACCGCAUACCAAACUCCCCGUCCCCCAUCUUACACUCAUGAUAAUUAUUAUUUCUCUCUUUUUUAAAGAUCAUUUUCCCUUUAUGGUGACAUGACUUUGUUUUGGUUGAGAAUUCUUUAGGAGUGGGAUCACAAUGAUGUUACACAGAUAAUUACAGAGCUGUGUGGAUUCAUGACCAUCCUCUCAGGCACCUUUCUCUUGCACAAGACCAAAGACAUGGGUGGUGCUGGUGGUGGUACCACCUACCCUCCUAUGGCAAUGCCAAUGGCAUCCGCUACGGUCACCACCAAUGCUGACCAGAACCGCCAGGAUGGUAACAACAUUGGAAGAAGCGAAGAACCCGAGGAGGAGGUUUGAAUGAGCGGUUAAUUUUGUUUGGUUUUUAACAAAAUCAUCGCUUGGGAUGUAAGCCCCCCAAUCUAUGGUGGUGCAUUGGUUGUUCCUCUGUUCUUGUUUUGUCUCGGAUACCUAAGCAUCACAUCGUAUUAUGAUAUCAAAUUACUGGCAUUUUAGAUCCAGUGAAUAGUUAGCAAGUAUUAUAAAUAUAAUGAUCUAUGCUAGAUGAUCACAAUAACAAUUUAUAAUUAGAGAUGGUAAUGUCA
Messenger RNA from Cuscuta europaea, 1962 nucleotides. NCBI's taxonomy places the organism in Eukaryota, Viridiplantae, Streptophyta, Magnoliopsida, Solanales, Convolvulaceae. The record is from the annotation of a GenBank genome assembly.